CAUUUUUAACGGAUAUGACAUCAAUCCAAUUCCCCCUGACGUCACUGGAAAAUGGCUGACAAGAAUAAGGAUUAAAGAUUGAUCAUGUCAACCCUUGUUCACGCCGAACUCCUGCUGGAGCAGCUUAAAAAGCAAAGAGACCGGGGAUUUCUUUGCGACUGUACAAUUAUCGUUGGUCCGUCGCGAUAUCAAGCCCACCGCAAUGUUCUCGCAGCCUUCAGUGAAUUUUUCGCAUCUCGAAUUGCGCUUGAAGCAGAGGGCGUCACAACUUUAGACCCAGAAUGGGUGAACGAGGCAACGUUCCAGAGACUUUUGACCUUUGUAUACACUGGGAAUCUGAAUAUUGAAAGUAAUGAUAAUGUUUCGGACAUACGCAAAGCAGCCGCCUUCUUGGGAAUGCAAGAAGUGCUGAACCAGUGUGAUCGCCUCUGCCAGAAUGACGAGAAACCUAGUUUGGAUGCGAUCAUACUGGCUUGCAACGCUGUGGCAGCGGCAGAGGCGGCAGUGGAAGCUGCAGUAGAGCGUUCUGCUCCAAGCCCGGAGCCUGUUGACACACUUCCGCCCGUACCUGGAGUGGAGCAGAGUGAGGAACAGGAGAACACGGAGCAGAGUGAAUCCCAGGGGAAAAAGUCAUCCACUCAGACCACAACCGAGUCAUCCCCACUCAAAGAGCAGGCAGCAUCGACGGGUAAAAAGAGGGGCAGGAAGCCGAAACCCAAGCCCAGUGUUCAGACCCCUGUGGUGGAAGAGAGCAGUUCCCCCAGAGGUAGGGGAAGAGGCAGAGGUAGACCGAGUGGACGGGGAAGAGGAAGGCCGGUGGGUAGCGGAAGAGGAAGAGGACGUCCCCCAAAGAAGGUGACGGCAGAACCAGUAAGUGAAAUGCCCUCUGAUGAAGCUGAACCGAGCAAUGAAGUGGAAGCAGUCAGUAGCGUGGAUGACCCCGAUUUCACACCUGGAGAGGACGAUGACUCCCUGAACCCUGCCAAGAGACGCAGGAGCAACCGCAAGAGGGUCCCUAGCAAGAAGCUGAAGGAGAGUUCCGCCUCUGCCGCAGAGGUCGAAGUGGAGGUAGGAGAUGGCGAGGGGGAAGAGGAAGAGGAAGAUGGGGAGGAGGAGGAGGAGGAGGAGGGAGAAGAGGGCGAGGAGACCAACCUGCCCAGGUGUCGGCAGCAGGGCAAGAUCAAGCCCAUUUGCAGCAGUUGUGGCAAGCUCUUCUCUGAGUUGAGUAGCCUGCGCAGGCACAUGCGCAUCCACAAGGGCCUGAAGCCCUAUGAGUGUCAGCUAUGCAACCGCACCUUCAGACAGGGUAACCAGCUGAAGACACACAUGCGCAUUCAUACAGGAGAGAAGCCAUUCAAGUGCGACAAAUGUGACAAGUCUUUCGCUCAGAAGUGCCAGUUGGUUUUCCACUGCCGCAUGCACCAUGGCGAGGAGAAGCCUUAUCAGUGCAACGACUGUGGGCUGCAGUUUGCGACAUCAAGCAACCUCAAAAUCCACUGCAGGAAGCACAGUGGCGAGAGGCCGUACAACUGUGAGUUGUGUGGAAAGUGUUUUGCCCAGGCCAGCACACUGACCUAUCACAUGCGGCGGCACACAGGCGAAAAGCCGUACAUCUGUGACACGUGUGGUAGGGCUUUCGCCGUCUCCAGCUCCCUCAUAACUCACUCGCGGAAACAUGUAAAGGAGAGACAGAAAAAGGAAGAGGAGGAAGCUUCAUCCAAUGCCCCGUACCUGUGUCUGGUGUGUGGGAAGAGAUUCUUCACUACUGGAGAGCUGAGGAAACACAUGGACACUCAUGGAUAUAAACGGGUAAAAUGUGAUAUCUGUGGACAAAUGUUGGCCGAUUCGAAUGGUUUGAAGAAGCACAAGGAGAAGAAACACAGCAUUGUACUUGAAGAGACCGCUGAAGCCCUCCCUCUCAACAUCCCCAUUGACCACCAGGGGCUGAUUGCUCGCAUGUGUGCAUCUCCGCUUAACCCCUCCGACGUCACAGAGGCAACCAGCGUCACAUUCGAGCAGCUGGAAAUCCCAGCGGACUCUGCCACAUCCAUGGAAACCACGCAGAUCGUCAUCGUCCACACAAUCCAGGCAGAGUAACAGGACCUAGGGGGCACUACUGUGGAAGAGCAUCAUUUAAUUACAAAGUUGGAAGAAGUUUGGUGCCAAUACCGUGGCAUUAAUGCAGAAUAAUGCCGCUUCAGUCCAGAUUUUGAAUUAUUGCAUUGCAACCUCAAAGACAUUUUUUUGUUUAGCUUUGACGAAUUGACGAAUUAACGAAUUAACGUUAAUGGGGUUGUGUGUUAUAUUGUUUUAUUUUAUUUUUUAAGCAAGAAAAAGUGUGAAUCUUUGUGGUGUAAUACAAAAAUAGAAGACUACCCUAUACCUGCCCUCUUAUCACUUCUGAAUGGAUGGAAUGCAUGGAGUGUGUAAUUUUAAUAUAUAAUUAAAUCCUAACUUCUUUUUUUUGACAUUGCUUGAGAGGUAGAAGUAAAGGUUUGGUUAAUUUUUUUAAUCUUUAAAUCAUUCUGUAUACAACAACUUAGUCAAUGUCCACCACCAGUUGUGGUCAACCAGUCAACAUUCCUCAUUUGUGUAAAAUUAAGGAAUCUGUAAUAAAGGCAACCAUAAAUGUUCAGCAUUCCUCGCUGAAUCAUAUCAUGUGAGGAAUUAUAGCCCACGUUAACCAAAUUUAUACUUAAUUUCUCCCCCUUGCUCCAUGGUAUUUAAACUGGUAUUUAUUAAGAAAACUUAAGUUGCAUUUGUAAUAAAUAUCUCAAGUCAAGAUGUUAAUUUUAA
Messenger RNA from Clupea harengus (Atlantic herring), 2796 nucleotides. It is a transcript of the gene mynn, whose product is annotated as myoneurin. Gene Ontology annotation, molecular function: protein binding; DNA binding; DNA-binding transcription factor activity, RNA polymerase II-specific. Gene Ontology annotation, biological process: regulation of transcription by RNA polymerase II. Gene Ontology annotation, cellular component: nucleus. The record is from RefSeq and is a predicted model, not a curated record. NCBI's taxonomy places the organism in Eukaryota, Metazoa, Chordata, Actinopteri, Clupeiformes, Clupeidae.